This is a messenger RNA of Olea europaea var. sylvestris, 2238 nucleotides long. RefSeq names its product protein trichome birefringence-like. The record is from RefSeq and is a predicted model, not a curated record. The coding region runs from base 461 to 2002 and encodes 513 amino acids. Lineage: Eukaryota; Viridiplantae; Streptophyta; Magnoliopsida; Lamiales; Oleaceae. Gene Ontology annotation, molecular function: O-acetyltransferase activity. The transcript is spliced from 6 exons. Gene Ontology annotation, cellular component: Golgi apparatus.
AAGAUGCACGAGCUCUUAAGCUUGCAUCGGCCGAGAGUUUCCACAGCUAAACCAGGCACGACCCAUUGUGAUCUGGGUCGUGCUGGCUGUGCCACAUUUUAACACCAAGUGUGUAAAGAUGAAAUUUUGAGAAGGGUGGAAUCAAUUUUGUUAGAUGAAUAAAUUGAAUGGUGGUCGAUAUGAAAAGCUCCCGCAGUAAAAGGAUUAUUUAACCCAGUCAAUACCGUGUUUUCAAAGCAAAAGUAGAAAUCAACAAAUCUUUUAACGACCACAAUAAUAAUUUCAAAUAAUUAUGGAACACAAAAUUCUUUUAAUUCCAUUUUUCAAGAAUAAUUUCUCAUAUAAUUCUCAAAAGGAUUCCAUUUCAGUAACUCGAUUCCAACUUCCCAAUCUCUCUCUCUCUCUCUCUCUCUAUCAAAAUCUCAUUAUUUCUCUCUUUCCAGCUUAAUUUUCUGCUCCAAUGGCUGAUUCUUCAUCACCAACAGUUUUACCAAUGACAAAAUUACCAGAAAGGACACUGAAAAGGAGCAUAUUUUCAUCUUCUCCUACAUUCAGGACCCGACCGCUAUUAGCUUCUGCUUUCAUGUUCUUUUUUGUCGGAUGCACCAUUUUUUACAUAUCCAAUAAUUCUUCCAUUAAUCAUUCCUCGAAGAAUUUAUUGAGUAACAGGUCCCAGUUUUCGUCUGUAUCUAACUAUUUCUUCUUCCAUCAGAGCACGCUAUACAAUCCUGAUAUCCAGGGGUCGGAUCCUGUUUCUCAAAACGGGACAUUGAUGAAAACAGAUCAGUUGGUGAAUGAGGUUGAUGAUCAUGGGGUAGAAAGGGCUGGAGAGGAGAAUGUGAGAUUGAACAGUACAGAUUUUGAAUCAAAGGUAGAGGUGAAUGAGAGUUGGGUGAAAACGAUGAGUAAAUGUGAUAUUUUUUAUGGGAAAUGGGUUAGGGAGGAUUUGAAUCCUUCAUAUAAACCAGGUUCAUGUCCUUAUAUUGAUGAACCUUUCAACUGUUAUCUCAAUGGAAGGCCUGAUAAUGGCUUUGAGAAGUAUACAUGGCGGCCGAAUCAUUGCAGCAUCCCAAGGUUGAGUGGUAGAAACAUGUUGGAAUUAUUGAGAGGGAAGCGUUUAGUGUACGUGGGUGAUUCCUUGAAUAGGAACAUGUGGGAAUCCAUGGUUUGUCUUCUCUGGAAUUCAGUAGAGGAUAAGAGCAAAGUCUUUGAAGCCUCUGGUAAAUACGAAUUCAAGAAAGAAGGCGCCUACUCCUUUGUAUUCUCUGAUUAUAAUUGUUCUGUGGAGUUCAUUCGAUCUCCAUUCUUGGUUCAAGAAUGGGAAAUGCCGGACAACAAUGGAACAAAGAAGGAAACCCUUAGACUUGAUCUGGUUGAGAGGUCAUGCGACAAAUACAAAGAUGCAGAUGUUCUUGUCUUUAACACGGGACACUGGUGGACACAUGAGAAAACAUCUGAAGGCAAAGGAUACUAUCAGGAAGGAAACCAUGUUUACGGAAAAUUGGAUGUAACGGAAGCAUUUCAUAAAGCAAUGACAACGUGGGCAAGAUGGAUUGAAUCCAACAUAAAUCCUAGAAAGACACACGUUUUCUUUAGAGGUUACUCAGUCUCUCAUUUCAGUGGUGGAGAAUGGUAUUCGGGUGGAAAAUGUGAUAGUGAUACAGAGCCAAUAACAAAUGAAGAAGAGCUAAUGCCUGUUUUUCCUCCAAUUCCGGAUACGUUGGAGGAUGUCCUGAAGGGGAUGAAACAAACUGUGUUCUAUUUGAACAUUACAAGAAUGACUGAUUUUCGCCGGGAUGCACACCCCUCAAUAUACAGGCAGGCGAACAUGACAGAAGAGAAGAAGCAAGAGUUCAUCAGGCACCAAGAUUGUAGCCAUUGGUGCCUUCCUGGUGUUCCGGAUACAUGGAACGAGAUCAUGUUUUCUCAGUUACUGUUGAGACAUAAACAAAAACAACUGCAGCAGAAAGUACAAAACACAACAGCUUCAUUGGCAAAUUAACAACACAGAGAUUCAUGCAUGAAUAUCUGCUAACAACUUCGUCGCACAAACACGUGUGUAAUUCUACUUUCUCUAGACGGGAAUGUUUUUUUUUCCUUUUUUUCUUUUGGAUGGUUUGUAACCAUGAAAAAGAAAAUUUAACUCGAGGUAUAGUAUUUUAGCUGUAGUUGAAAGUAAAAAGGGUGUGUGGUUUUCAUGGGAUCGAGCCAAUGUAUAAUAAUAUGAUUUAUGCUGUG